AUGUCAUUCAGCAAUCUAAAAUCUCUGAUAAAGACAUUAAGGCAGCAGAAAACACUUGCGGAUGAGAGAUCUCUCAUCCAGCGUGAAUCAGCAGCCAUACGUACUGCAUUUAGGGAGGAGGAUCACUUCAUGCGACAUGCCAACGUUGCUAAAUUGAUUUAUAUCCAUAUGCUCGGAUACCCGGCUCACUUUGGUCAGAUUGAAUGCUUAAAACUAGCAGCGAGCUCAAAAUUCUCCGAUAAAAGACUUGGUUAUUUGGGAAUUAUGUUGUUACUUGAUGAAUCACAAGAAGUUCUCACUUUAGUCACUAACAGUCUCAAAAACGACAUGAAUCAUCCAAAUAUGUACGUCGUCGGUCUGGCUUUGGCGACAUUCGCGAAUAUUUCAUCAGAAGAAAUGGCAAGAGAUUUAGCGCAAGAGGUUGAGAAAUUGCUAUCAUCUAAUAACUCUUACAUACGCAAGAAGGCGGCGUUAUGUGCUAUGCGCACUGUUAGAAAGUUACCUGAACUUCAUACUUAUUAUAUCAACCCUGCAAAAUCCCUUCUCAGCGAUCGCAAUCAUGGUGUACUUCUCUGUGCCGUCACGCUGGUCACACAUAUAGCUCUCGCUGAACCAUCAACUCAAACUGAAUUGAAGAAGGCCAUACCAUUGCUUAUCAGAAACCUAAAAACCCUUAUCACUCAGGGUUAUAGUCCCGAACAUGAUGUUUCUGGUAUAACCGACCCUUUCCUUCAGAUAAAAAUACUCCAAUUACUCCGAUUACUUUGCAUCAACGAUGCGGAAUCAUCUGAAAUGGUCAAUGAUAUUCUUGCACAAGUCGCGACAAACACUGAUAAUAGCAAAAAUGUUGGAAACUCCAUCCUUUAUGAGGCUGUUCUUACUAUAUUAGAUAUUGAAGCUGAAUCUGGUCUGAGGGUUAUGGCUAUUAACAUCCUUGGUAAAUUCUUAGGAAACAAAGACAACAAUAUUCGCUAUGUGGCUCUCAACACACUUAACAAGGUUGUUGGUAUGGACACACAAGCUGUACAGCGACACAGGAACAUUAUAAUAGAUUGUUUACGUGAUGGUGACGUAUCUAUACGUAGACGUGCGUUGGAGCUGUCUUACGCACUUAUUAAUCAAUCUAAUGUCAAGGUGCUUACGCGUGAAUUGCUAUCAUUUUUGGAAGUAUCCGAUAAUGAAUUCAAGAAUGGCUUGACCGCUCAGAUAUCAUUUGCUGCUGAGAGGUUCGCACCAAACAAGCGUUGGCAUAUCGACACCAUCCUCCGUAUGUUGAAAGUGGCUGGGAACUACGUUCGUGAGGAAGUCCUUUCUGCAUUCAUCAGACUGGUUUCACAUACUCCUGAAUUACAAGCAUACACUGUACAAAAGCUCUACUCUAGCCUCCUAAAAGAUGUCUCACAGGAGGCACUAACGUUGGCUGGUGUUUGGAUGAUAGGUGAAUUUGGUGAAGUCCUCCUCGCUAAUAGCAGCUUUGAGGAUGAGGAUAGAGUCGUCGAUGUAUCCGAAAAAAGCAUAGUUGAUUUACUUGAAUCAAUAAACGUAUCUCCUUACGCUAGCACAAUCAUUCGUCAAUACGUUCUAGUCGCCGCUGCUAAACUAUCUAUGAGAUUUGGCAAGUCAUUUAGCGAAUCGCAAGAUAAAUUACGCACAUUGAUAACGAUGUAUGAAACAUCGCCUGAAUUGGAAUUACAACAACGCUCUAUUGAGUUCACACAAUUGCUAGGCAUGCCUACACUUGUUGAUGGUGUUUUAGAGAGGAUGCCUCCUCCAGAAAUUCGCACAUCUAUGCUUGGCGGUACAGCAUCAGAGUCUAAGCCAGUCGGUAGUACGAGAUCAGCUGCUCAGGACUCCUCACUUGUUGACAUUAUGGGUGAAGAUGCCGGUGGAGCAGCCAGUGUGCCAAGUGCGGGUGUUACAGGCAACGCGCAUGAUUUGUUAGCUGAUAUAUUCGGCACGGGAUCACCGGCACCAGAAACAGCAGCGGGAGCACAAUCACAAAAGUCAUCGGUGAAUGAUAUAAUGGGUCUAUUUGGCCAGCAAACUCAACAGCCAGAGCAGAAACCAACAGGAUAUACUGCUUACGACGCGAAUGGAUUACUGAUCGUAUUGACGCCAUCAGUAGACACCAGCAAAGGCAAUAUCGUCAACAUAAAGGCCACGUUCACUUGUACGGGAUUAGUAGAGUGUGAGAAUGUGAGCUUCCAAGCGGCAGUGCCGAAAUCAAUGAAAUUGCAAAUGCAACCUAUAUCAAACUCAACCGUCUCACCUGCGAAAGGGGAACAGCAACUUAUGCGUGUUAUGGCACAGCCGGGAUCUCACGUUCGAUUGAGACUAAGAAUCAGUUUCACAGUUUCCGGCCGACAAGUACAGAAUCAAGUAGACUUUUCAGAAUUUCCGUCUAAUUUGUUAUAAGAUUUUUUAAAUUUGAUCGAAUAUACCUUA
This is a messenger RNA of Wallemia mellicola CBS 633.66, 2445 nucleotides long. Its product is annotated as Adaptor protein complex AP-1 gamma subunit. The record is from RefSeq and is a predicted model, not a curated record. Gene Ontology annotation, cellular component: AP-1 adaptor complex; membrane coat; Golgi apparatus. Gene Ontology annotation, molecular function: clathrin-cargo adaptor activity. Gene Ontology annotation, biological process: receptor-mediated endocytosis; Golgi to vacuole transport; intracellular protein transport. Lineage: Eukaryota; Fungi; Basidiomycota; Wallemiomycetes; Wallemiales; Wallemiaceae. The transcript is spliced from 4 exons. The coding region runs from base 1 to 2415 and encodes 804 amino acids.